This is a messenger RNA of Knipowitschia caucasica, 1983 nucleotides long. NCBI's taxonomy places the organism in Eukaryota, Metazoa, Chordata, Actinopteri, Gobiiformes, Gobiidae. The record is from the annotation of a GenBank genome assembly.
AUGCGGACGUGCCCCAACCGCACUGGCUUUGUCUUCCCUAUAGCUGUGGUGUGGAGAAGCCACUCUGGUGGACUAAGAAACAGCAAGCACGAGUCUACUCUUUCAUCCCAAGAAUAUGUCCACGAGCUGCGUUCCGGUAUCACUGAGGAAAAGAUGCUUAAUUGCCUGGAGUCCCUUAGAGUGUCUCUCACUAGUAAUCCUGUCAGCUGGGUGAACAACUUUGGUCACGAGGGGCUUGGUCUUCUUCUGGAUGCCUUGGAGAAACUUUUGGACAAGAAACAACAAGAACCAAUUGAUAAACGGAACCAGCACAAACUGAUCCAGUGCUUGAAGGCUUUUAUGAACAAUAAGUAUGGGCUCCAAAGGAUCCUUGGAGAUGAGCGCAGUCUGCUGCUGCUGGCCCGAGCCAUUGACCCAAAACAGACUCACAUGAUGACCGAGAUUGUCAAAAUCCUCUCAGCGUUCUGUAUCAUUGGAGAGGAAAAUAUCUUGGAUAAGAUUCUAGCUGCCAUGACGAUUGCUGCAGAGAGGAACAAUAAAGAGAGAUUUGCCCCCAUUGUUGAAGGGCUGGAAAACCAUGAGGCCCAACAGCUUCAGGUCGCCUGUAUGCAGUUGAUCAAUGCUCUGGUUACUUCUCCCGAUGACCUUGAUUUCCGGAUACAUUUACGCAAUGAGUUCCUGAGAUGUGGCCUCAAGAAAAUCCUUCCUGAGCUGAAAGAAACAGAGGAACUGGACAUUCAACUGAAGGUUUUCAAUGAAAACAAGGAGGAGGACUCUAUUGAGCUUUCUCAUCGGCUCGAUGACAUCCGCGCAGAGAUGGAUGAUAUGGACGAAGUGUAUCAUCUCUUGUCCAAUAUGGUGAAAGAUACGGCCUCAGACACGUACUUCCUAUCCAUUCUUCAGCACCUGCUACUCAUCAGAAAUGACUACUACAUCAGGCCUCAAUAUUACAAGGUUAUUGAAGAAUGCGUAUCUCAGGUAGUCUUACAUCGGAGUGGGAUGGAUCCUGAUUUUGGCUACAGCAAACGGCUAGAUGUUGACUUCACUCAUUUGAUCGAUCAGUGCGUGGAUAAAGCCCGGGUAGAAGAGAGCGAGCAGAAAGCUGACGAGUACUCAAAAAAGUUUGAUGAGGAGUUCAGUGCACGGCAGGAGGCUCAGGCCGAUUGUCAAAAGAAGGAAGAGAAAAUCAAAGAGUUGGAAGGAAAGAUCCAAACCCUGGAGUCUCAGGUUGCAGCUGGUCCGGCGGCUGGAGGAGUUCCACCACCUCCUCUGGUCCCAGGUGGUGCUCCUCCACCCCCACCUCCCCCCCCUCCUCUGCCUGGUGGCUGUCCUCCUCCCCCUCCUCCUCCUCCACCUCCACCAGGACAUGCAGGCAUCCCCCCUCCUCCACCACCUCCUCCACCACCUGGAGGAGGACCCCCACCACCUCCCCCACCUCCUGGCUGUGGACCCCCACCUCCCCCACCCUUUUUUGGGGGUCCUGGUGGGCCUCCACCUCCACCUGCGCUGCCAGUGAUCAAACUGCCUUAUGGACUGGAGCCCAAGAAGGUGUAUAAGCCAGAAAGUGUAAUGAAGAGAGUCAAUUGGACAAAGAUAGUGCCUCAGGAAAUGGCAGAGAAUUGCUUCUGGAUCAAAGUCAAAGAAGAGAAGUUUGAGAAUCCUGACCUAUUUGCUCAGCUCUCCCUGUGCUUCUCUUCACACAGCAAAGUUAAAAAGGACACAAAGGAUGAAACCGACGACAGAAUGCAACAGUUCAAGAAAAAGGCUAAAGAGCUUCGGAUCUUGGAUGUCAAAACUGCACAGAAUCUUUCUAUUUUCUUGGGCUCAUUUCGUCUGCCGUAUGAAGAGAUCAGGGACAUUGUGCUGGCGGUGGAUGAGGAGCGGCUCAGCGAAUCACUCAUCCAGCGCUCGCUGCAGCCAUGGGCGGAGAUGCAGUCCGUCCGGGUUGUGGCGGGGGAGCGACAGAGACUGCAUGCUGCUUGA